Molecule: messenger RNA, 2534 nt
Organism: Alosa alosa (allis shad)
Lineage: Eukaryota; Metazoa; Chordata; Actinopteri; Clupeiformes; Clupeidae
Product: aristaless-related homeobox protein-like
Exons: 6
Coding region: 281-1453 (390 amino acids)
Biological process (GO): regulation of transcription by RNA polymerase II
Molecular function (GO): DNA-binding transcription factor activity, RNA polymerase II-specific; RNA polymerase II transcription regulatory region sequence-specific DNA binding
Source: RefSeq, a predicted model, not a curated record
AGAGCCCGCUUGGGGCGUGCGUAUACUCUACCUGGAAAGUCUGCGGGCCUUUAUGAGUUCCAUGGAAGCGUGGCCAUUAGGAUUUAGUGACAUGAUUACUGAUAUGGUGUUGGAGUGGCGCUAGAGAUGCUCAUGGCAACCAAUCGGAGGCGCCUGAGUAUGGGUACACAUCCCUUUUGACAGUUGGUAAUAUCCACACAGUGGCAUUGGCGGACUACUCGGAACACUAACGUGCGUCUCCUCAGGAUUAAGUGCAUCACUGUUUAAAUUAUUGGAAUAAAUGAGUUGCGCAGGUGAGGGCGACACGCCCGAGGGUAAUGCCGACAAGUGCAGGCCCCCUGGCCCGGUUUCACCCUACUGUAUAGACAGCUUACUCGGUCGAAGAAGUCUCCCUUAUUCCCACGCCAGGAAAAAUCCUCCAUCGCGCUCUGGGACAGGGGAACGACCUUAUGACCACACACAUCAUGACAAAGAAAGUCUUCAGCAACUGCAUGGUUCAGGAUCUCUUGCCGAACUCUCUGAAUCCGACAAAGGUGUCCUUGACACGGGACGAAUACAUGAUGAACACAUUCAGAGCAAACCUUGUGGGUGCCAGAAGUCGUCCGUUCGUUGUCAGUCCUACCUGGAAAGCGCCCCAACGAACCCUGAGCUGAUGCAGAUGGGGCACAGCGUAACAGACGGAGUGUACAGGGACUCGAAAUUGUCUCUCGGGGAUGAGGAUGCCCUGCGCACUGCUGGAGGUCUCAGAGAAGAUGGGGACUGUGUCUGUAUGUCAGCAGGCAGUGAUUCCGAAGAGGGAGUGCCGAAGCGCAAGCAGAGGAGAUACAGGACUACAUUCACCAAUUUUCAACUGGAGGAAUUAGAGAGAGCUUUCCAAAAAACACACUACCCAGACGUGUUCACCAGGGAGGAACUAGCAAUGCGACUGGACCUCACAGAAUCACGUGUGCAGGUCUGGUUUCAGAACCGUCGAGCCAAGUGGAGAAAGCGAGAGAAAGCUGGUGUGCAACCCCUGUCUCUAAACUUCCCUUUCCUGGGGCCUACACCCUCAAUACAUCCCAUGGGUCACUAUUUAGGUCGCGGACCGUUCCCGACCCAUCUUUUCCCACUUUUGGACUCAGCAUGGACUGACGGAACCACCUCUUUCCCUUUAUUUGGCCAGUCUCUCGCCAGUUCCAUCUCCUCCCUCAACCUUGGUUCUUUCCCAGUGGUAUCCACGUCCAGACACUCCGCUGUCAUCGGCCCCCCGUUUGGUCGUUUUUGGCUUUGCACGCAUGUUUCUUCAUACGGAGUGAACUUACCUGUUUUAUGGGAUAUUCUCCAUGCGACCACUGAGCUAUCCAAGGCUACCCAUACCUGCAGCAGUGGGCAGUCCUGUCCCUACCCAGGACAGCCUGUCCAGCUCUCGCUCCUCCUCAACACCUCCCUCCAUGUCCACCUCCUCUCCUGCUGACCGGCGGGCCUCGAGUAUCGCUGCCCUGCGCCUCAAAGCCAAAGAGCACUCUGCCCAGCUGACACAGCUCAGCGCAGCAGCCUCUUGCACAACCAGAAGGGAACCAUGUUGAAAAUUCCUCAAUUUGCAGGCAAAUUUUGCAGGUUUUAGAGUUGAUAACUCAUAAAAACCUUUGUUUGCGUGGUUAUAUUACACCUAAUGCUUUCAGCAGAUAAUGACAGACAUCUGAGACUGUAACAUGAAAAGUGUGACUGUUAUAGUUGUAUGAUUUGGGCCUUCUUAUGAUUACAAAUCAACAUGGUACAUAAUAUUAUUAAUAACAUAAUAUUGAUUGAGCUCAGCCUUUUUCUGUGCUUAUGGGGGUGGGGUUACAUGAAAACACACCAACCACCUUAAACAUGAUGUAAGAUAGUAAAGGCUGUACAGUAUUUUGUCACUGGUCCAUUUUCAUCCCAUAUACUGUAUAUUUUGAUCAUAUUUACUGGUUUUCAAAUACUUCAGGUCAUGUAUGUCCUUCAAUGUUUUAGCAAAUUCAUUGUCAAUGAAAUUGUUGAUGGAUGCUAAUUUAAUAUUUAACUGUGAUAGAAGUGGUCUCCCAAAAUAUCCAGCUUGGGCCUAUUAUAUACAUUACUUCUUGUUUUUUAGUGAUUGAAAAUGUAGAUGGCAUACGGUGCAGUUCAGUAGCCUUCACAAGAUACACAUAAGGAUCAGCAUUCUAUGAUAUAAAAAAUUAUGAGAUGUCAAGGAACAUUCAAACAAGGAAGUACAGUAGCUACUUGUACAUUUGUAUUUAAACUAACUUUAUUCAACUGAAGUCCUCAUCAUUUUCAAAUAUAAAAACAACGACUAAUACGGCUUAAAAUGUCAAUGAAUUGAAAUAAUUAUGAAGCAAUUUUGGAACACCAGUCUGGUUGAAUGGCUUUUGAUAUGGAUGACGAUUGAUUUCUCAGUCAGUACCAAAUGCAUUUCCUCUCUGUGUAUAUAUUGUAAAAUGAAUAUUCAACUGUAAUUAUUUUGAAAAAGUGAUUAUUCUCUUUUCAUCCUUUAUUGUUUCACACCUAUAAUAUGGCUUUAAUAGUUC